AUGAUUGAGGUUGUAAUGGUGAACCGAACUAGCAAGUAUAACGAGGUUGUAAACAAUAAAGGAAAAGCGCUAGAUCAGAAUAUAAAACAGAUCACGAAUAGCAAACACCUUGGAUCGAUCUACAACCGGCUACAAGCUCUUGAAGGAUCAUCUUACUCCAAGUACAACAGAGAGAGGAGUCCAACACCCAACCACCCUCCCUUUCAUUGUAAUGCCAUCAUAAGAAAAAGCAACAACCGCCAAGUUCAUGAAAACCGUGAAGAAGAAGAAGAAAGAGAGUAUGAGGAACAAUCACUUGAUGAAGAUGAAGAGCAGAGCAUCGACAUCAAUGCUUCUCCAAAACAGAGCAAGGAUACACCUAGCCCUAUUGAUCCUCGUUUCUCACCACCACCAAGAAGUCAAGCUUCUGAACUUCCAAGAUUGGAAGUAAUGCAAAGACCACCACCACCUACUGAAGAAGAAGAUACUUGGCAAUAUGAUCCCAUUGAUCCCAACAAGAUAAGCCCCAUGAAGCUUAAUGAAUUCAAUGCUAAGUGUCCCCCAAAGAACUGGGAGACUAGGUCGUGGUCUGGAGAUGGGAGACGGCCAUCAGGAGCACUCCACUGCAACUGGGUUGCUCUUGGCUCACUCGAUCGAGCUUGUGGCUCCUCUUCCUCCUCUUCUUCAUCUCAAAGUGGGUGUGGCUUCCUUGGCCUUGGUGGAGCAUUGGCUAGCUCGACUGUAGGGGUCCAUCUACUGGGGAAGUCCUGGUACUGGGAUCGUAUUCAAAUCCCGGAUCUCAAACUGGGGCUCCUCCAGGUCAACUCGACCGUCAGCUCGAUCGAGUUGAGUUUCCUCUGUUUGGACUCGAUCGAGUCCGGUGGUCGAGCUGGAGCGUCUGGCCUUGGAAGUCUUCCUCCUUCUCUGCGUGUUGUCUUCUCCUUCCCUUGGCUCGAAAGAAGAGGCUCUGUGAGGCUCUUGGGCAGGGAGCCUCCUUUGAGUGGUGAGGAGUGA
Molecule: messenger RNA, 993 nt
Organism: Microthlaspi erraticum
Lineage: Eukaryota; Viridiplantae; Streptophyta; Magnoliopsida; Brassicales; Brassicaceae
Source: the annotation of a GenBank genome assembly